Molecule: messenger RNA, 3208 nt
Organism: Mucor mucedo
Lineage: Eukaryota; Fungi; Mucoromycota; Mucoromycetes; Mucorales; Mucoraceae
Exons: 10
Coding region: 12-3182 (1056 amino acids)
Molecular function (GO): ATP-dependent protein folding chaperone; ATP binding
Source: RefSeq, a predicted model, not a curated record
CUUCUAAAAGCAUGAUUACUUUAAAUCCGAUAGAAUACAUUGUCGGAAUAGAUUUAGGGACUACUGCUUCAGGGGUCUCGAUAGCUCAUGUAAACGACCCAUCAAAUAUUAUUACCGUUUCAUCUUGGGACGAUUCCAAGAGAAUCUCUCAAAAAUUCCAUUCUUCAAUUCUGUACCUGAAAAAUGAGAAUGAUUCCCCAUUAUGCGGUAUUAAACCUGUGUCUGUCGGUGGUACAGGUGUUUACAUAGAUAAGAUCAGUCAAUAUCUUGUAGACAUUGAUGCUUCAAAUGAAAAGCUUGGUGAACUGAUGGAUGGUUUAACCGUUAAAAAAGUUAUGAUUGACUAUUUGAAAUAUUUUAUUCAAAUUGCUCUCAAAAGGUUACAGGUCCAUGACAAACUUGUAAAAAAUGAGCACUUCCAAGAGUUUGUUAACGAAGAGUUUAUUGAUGAAGACAUUAAAACUGUUUGUUAUUGCCUCGUUUGUCCAACCGAUCGACAAGAAUUUAUGAAAGACUGCUUUAUUGAGGCAGGAAUUAUCGAGGAGUCUGAAGCUGAGCGCCGACUUUCAUUUGCCAUCAAAGCUGUCGCUAUAGCUCAUUAUCAACUUUCCCUUGACAGAAACACAACCGGAAUUCAACAGGACCAAGAUUAUUUUGUUGUUGAUUUAGGUGAUAUAUCUAUUGGAAUAGCAAAGAUUCAUGCGGCUUCCACGGAAUCCCUUAGUACUAUUACAAAUGUUUGUGAUAACAUCUUAAAUAUAAAUCAUUCACUCAUUGAUCAAUUUGUUCAGACGUUUUCCGAAAACGCCAAGUAUGGAUUUCAUACAGACAUCAAGACAGAGACUGCCAUCUCACAAGAGGAUAUUGAUGGGAAUCCUAUUAAUUUUACGUAUGAAGAUCUAAAUCGUAUCGUCUUAGAACCAUUCAUCGAAAGCUUAGCGGAAUUUGUAUCAGAAAUUGAUGAAACUUAUCGUCAAUGCAAAAUGUUUUUCUCUGGAAGUUAUGGGGUCAAUGGAAACUUUAUUAAAAAUCUUAUAAUCAGAAAUAGGGGUAAGUUGAAGUAUCAUCAUUCUAUUGUUAAAGAUUCAAUUGAAAGGGUUUCCUCGGGCGCUGUCUCUUCAAGACUAAGCACCUACAAGUCUCAAACGCCCUUCUCCUCUCUUUAUAAUAAACACACAUUCCAAUUCUCUGAUAGAAGACUCUCAUUACGAGAAACAUUAUUGUGUAAUUCUGGUGAUAGAAACAAUGAAAAUGAUGCUUAUGACUUUAUUGUUGGAAUUGAUUUUGGUACCACUUUUUCUGGAUGUUCUUAUGUUCAACUUAGAGACAAAAAUGGAAAGCCUGUGGAUAAAAAAAAAUUUAAGACCAAAAAAGUGGAUUGGCCAGGAGGCAAUACAAAACAUUUUGGAAAGAGCCCGACUUUAUUAAUGUACGAUAAAAGAAUGAAGCCCAUAUAUUGGGGUGAAGAAGCAAGAAUUCAAGCUAAGCGUCAUAAAGAUCGCAACCUUCUAGAACACUUUAAACUGUUUUUAUGUCCGGAAUCUUUGGAAGAACCGAAAGGACAAGGAGGAUUUGUUGGUGACGGAAACCCGGAAAACGAAGUGUGUGCAGUCCGCAUUAUUGCUGAUUAUCUUCAAGUGUUCCAAAAGCAUGUCUUUGAGUACAUCGUUGCUAAAGAAACGAAUGAUAAUGUUUAUCACUAUAACGAGGCAAGGCUUAAGGUAAAAUACAAGAUUAGAUAUGUGAUUACUGUACCUGCUAUGUGGAAUUCAUUAGCCCGCAAUACCAUGGCGCAAGCUGCAAUUAAAGCUACAAUGAUUAAAAAAAAUGAUGUCAACCAGCUUCUUAUAAUCAGUGAACCUGAGGCAGCAGCAUUGUUUUAUAUGAAGAGAAUGAUCGAAUAUUUUGAAAAAAGGGAUGAAGAGCCGAACGAUGCACACUUUAUUGUAUGUGAUGCUGGUGGAGGAACUGUAGAUCUGGCCACAUUUAAUUUACAACUGAACAAGAAAGAUGGCGAUACGCCUACCACAGACCCGAUGAUUUGUCAAAUUGGUGACGGUAUUGGUGAUAUCUGCGGCUCAACUUGUCUUGACUUAAGAUUUAGAAAUUAUCUCCUUGAAUUUUAUAAGAGCUUUGGAGUAGAUAUGAACAAAGAAAAUGUACCUCUUGACGAUAUUAUGAAAGACUUUGUGGAAAAUUACAAGCUUCGCUUUAUGCCUAAUUUGCGAGGCGGCUCUUACUACUGCAUCAAUUUGCCCGCAAAGGGGAUUAGAAAUUUUACCGGCGAUUCUACCUAUAGAAUGACUAAUGGGAAUAGAACGCUGAAAAUGAAGAACCAAGAUAUGAAAGAGAAAAUAUUCGACCCUGUAAUUGAUCGUAUUUUUUACCUUAUCGAUGACCAGUUAAACCAAGCAAAAAAAUUAGACAGACGAAUAGACGCAAUUCUGAUGAUCGGUGGCUUUUCCCAAUCCUUAUACCUGCAACAGCGCAUCAAAGACAGGUAUAAGGGUGUGUGUCAUGUUAACUUUCCUAUCGAAAGUGUUGGGGCUAUUUCUUACGGCGCAGUAUAUUACGCUCUAAAUCCCCGUAAAAUAUCAAAACAAACUGCCACACAAUCCCUUGGAUUAGAAGUACAGGCACCAUUUGAUAGAAACUUGACAGAUUCAAAGUAUUUCGUAAAAAGAGGUGAAUCUUUAAAAGGCAAGGAACAAACAGUAUAUCAAAAAGAUGUAUAUGUUUCAUAUCCCAACGCUGCAGUAAUAGCAAUCUUUGCCUGUAACUCUAAAGAAGAUGCUAACAAAAGAUACGUUACUGAGAGUCAUGUUAAAAUAAUGGAAGCGAAAAUUAUCAUGCCGUCUAUAGGUGGGAUAGAUGGGAGAGUAAUUCACUUCACGAUCAGUCUUCAAAUCACGCGUAUUGGAGUCACUGUUACAACUGAAUGUCAAGAUCAACUAAUCAAUGCAGAAGUUCUAAAAAUCACCAAUAAUCAAAGGUCCUCUGUUAAGAUUAUAAUCAAGUGUAGUUCUAGUAUAGAAGAAUGCACAAAGGCGUCGUCCUUGUCCUCAUCACUGUCGUCCUUUCCCUCAUCACUGACGCCCUUAUACCCACGUGAUGCCAGAGUCAGAAGAACCUUUCCAAUGACUAUUGAGCAACCAUCACUUAAAAAGAAACUAAGAAAAUAAAAUUAAUUUUGUCUGGACAUUUUUGC